Messenger RNA from Cydia splendana, 3723 nucleotides. Its product is annotated as focadhesin. The transcript is spliced from 21 exons. Bases 58 to 3663 code for a protein of 1201 amino acids. Gene Ontology annotation, biological process: regulation of post-transcriptional gene silencing. NCBI's taxonomy places the organism in Eukaryota, Metazoa, Arthropoda, Insecta, Lepidoptera, Tortricidae. The record is from RefSeq and is a predicted model, not a curated record.
CAUAUUAUUUUGCAAUUUACACGUGUAUUACUUAAUUAAAUAAAUAAAUUGUUCACCAUGGAUGAAAUAGAAUAUAAGCUGAACACUAAUAACAGUGUCUUAAUAGUGAACGCCAUCGACAAGUUGAUCAGUACGAUAAAAUCAAAGUACAAACCUGCGGAACGUCAAAAGUUUGUUUUGGAGAACGAGGAACUAAAGUUUUUGAGGGAGAAAUGCUCAUCAAAGCAGAGCCUGGUCAGCCUGACGGCGUGUCAGGGGCUCUUGGCACUAGUGGAGCUCGGCGUCUUGGAAAUUGCACACACGAUGUCGACCGUAGUAACCUUACUGCCGAGCGCACAUAACUACUCAGCCAUAAUCUCCACAAUGGCUGGCCUCCUCAUCCUGGACCUCCGCUCCCGUCUGGUGCCUGGACAGCCAUACCGGUGCCAGUUCAGCCUGCGCUCCCCGCAGCACCCGUUCAUCAGUGUGAUGGAGAAGAAUAAAGAUGCAGAAGAUGAUGUGCUCACUCAGAUGCAUGCAUUGUGCACACAUCCGGAUUAUGUGGUAUCAUCAAACAGCCUGGAACUGCUCCGUCCAGUCUUCCUCUGGCUGACCUGCAAUCCUCAGCGGCAGUGUUCACUUCGCCCUUGGCAGCUGUUGCUAAGCCUGCCGAACUCACAGGCCCAGAAUGACUUACUGUUGGCCUGUAUCAGUUGUCAACAGUUCAACAAUCCGAAAUUAGUGGAGAGCGCGUUUUCGGCGUACUCCGCCGUCGCUGACAACGCCAUCUAUCAGCAGCGCACUAAUCACGUGAUGGCGCUGCUGCCCCUCCUAGCUAGGGUCGCCAACGAGCUGGUUGCUAAUGGCCGCGACCCUCGAGCGUGCUACACAGUAAUAGAGCGGGGCUUCGCAACGGACUCCCCGGGGCUACGCGCAUGUGCCGGCCUCACCGUGACUCUAUUAGCACGCGACUUGCCCCGCAGUUCUGCGCUACAUCUGCAUUCGCUCUGUAACUUAUGUCUCAACAUAAUAAGCAAAUACGAAGUUUCGACCUUAUCCCUAAGCACAUUUGCAUCAUUAUCCCUCCAAUGGCUUCACCUACCUUCGCACCUCACCGCAUCCGCCUUAAAAACCGCCUCGAAAAUUCUAGAAAUCCACCAAAGCGCUAAACCAGACUCCAGACUUUAUCUUACAAAUUUAAAAGCGAACCAGACGUUCCAACAUUUACUUAAUACUGAUCGUCAGUUGUUUAUUAUUUUUAAAAUCCACGAGGCUUGGGAGCGCUUAAGAGACGACGCGGAAAAAAUGAACGCGUGGCUUGAUUCUUUCGAAUCUGUGAGCGACGAUUUGAAAAUGGAACUGUCGCCGUUUUUCUUCGGUUUGAUUAUGGAGAAUAGACAAGAUUGGUAUGAGGAUAUAGUUUUAAAGGCGUUGAGGGUUGUGGUGGGGUUAGUGGGUGGUCGGAAGGAGGUUUCGGUGCAGUUGUUGCCUGUGCUGUUGUAUAAGAUAGCGAAUGAUGUUUCGCCGAGGGUCAAGUUGGAGUGUUUGAAGGCUUUUCCGCUGAUGGCGAAGACGAAGGAAAACGUGCCGACUAUAGUAUCCAUAUUGAACAAGUUGAAGGCGAGCAAGGGAGUGCCGACAUCAUUCCUCAUCAUGCUCUAUACUAGCUUGGCUGAAACACAGUCGCGCUGUUUCCCGUACCUAAAGGAACUGCUGGUGGAAACCACCUGCAGACCAGACGAUCUAAAGUGGGAGGUGGAACUAGCGAGGGCUAUAGCUGUCAAGCGGAUCUGCGAGAUCAGGGCAUCAUCCCACGGCCUAGAGUUGGUCUCCGUGAUCUCAUCAACUCUCAACCGCUGUACGGACAAAAGCAGCGCUUUAGCAGCAGCGGCAGCAUUGGCAGCAUUAGCGGCUCUGUGGCGAGGGGCGGCGGUCGCGCCACCUAGUGCGUGGCAGGCGCUCAAACAUAAACUGAGACCUGACACGAGGACACAGGUUCAGAUCGCUCUAUGCGAACUGCUAUCCGAAAUUCCCGGCCUCCGAGCGUCCACGCCGGAAUACGACACCCUUAUAUCCGAGGCGGCGCGCGAACUAUGGAGACUGGUCGCUGAAAGCCACCAACCUGCUGUUGUAGGUGCCGCCUGUUUGGCCCUGUCAAACUAUAAGCUUGAGGAUUACAAGCUUAAAGACAUUCCUGAGAUAUACAGACGGACGGUGAAACUGCCAGCCUCUUACUGCAAGACCCCGGCUGAUGCGGCCAGGAACCCUGAAGACGUGCUGGACUACAUACCGUGUGAGAUCUGGCCAGAGGUCUUCAAGUACACGAACCAGGCAGCGCUACCGAGCGUCGGCCAGUUGGCGAGCAAACUGAUCGAGCGGGAAGUGCGCGGGUACAGGAGCGGCGUUUAUCAGGUGGCAAACCGCGCCGAGCCGACCACCGCCGAGUACCUGCCGCCGCACAGCGUCGUCCGUGGGCUACUCGACUGCUUCCGGAGACAGGCAACAAAUCCUUCAUACGACUUCCCUGAACCAGUUCUUCUGGCCAUCCUCUCAGUGCUGUCCUCGGAGUAUCCACGCCCUCUGCCUCCAUUGGAACUGUCCUGGUUGCACGGCGCCUCCGCCCUCGGCCGCGCGUGGCGCGCCGGCGCGCGGCGGCUGGCGGCGCGGGCCGUGGGGGCGUCGGGGAGGAGAGUAGUAGAGCUGUAUCUUAAAGAGGUUGAAGAGGGACACAUAGAGGAAUCCGAAGUCCUAGAACUAUUCGAGCUCCUCCCGAUCCUAUGCCGCAACACGCCCCCCAACACCCUCCGUUCCCCCCUCGAGCGCUGCCUCCACGAAGCCUACCAGGACACACUACACAAAAAGAACUCUAAGCAUACCGACACAGAGGCGCUUUUCGCUAAGCAAAUGGAGUGGAUAAAGGCCUGUUUGGAGUGCGAUAAGAUACAUGACGCCAAUAGGACUCUGCUGUCGCAGUUCGUGGAGAAUUAUUAUAGUAUUAUUGAGGAUGAUAAUGUGGCAUGGUCAUCAUUCGCCGGGACCUGCUGUGCACUCUCCAGCAAAUAUCUAGAACGUAUGACCUCCCCCUCCAGCUGGUGGGAGGUGAGCGCGAGCGCGCUGCGCCGCGCGGCGAACGUGCGCGGCCGGCUCGCCGAGCACGGCGCGAAUUCGCUCGUUUGGCUCAACGAGAUCAUUGACGCGCAGGCGGGGCAGAUCACAGAACAAGAAUAUUCGCUGCGCUGCAUGGCGCCCGCUCUACUGGCGGCGCGGCCGGACGAGGAGGCGCGCGAGUGGCUGCUGCAGCUCAUGGCGCGCACGCAGGUCGCCUUCACACAAUCCGAAGACCCAUCCUCGAAACUGUAUCUCUGCGACGUAUUCGCCCUGAGUGUAGCAGCUUUCAGCGGUUACGCGGCGUGUGUGAGCGGGACAGGUGACGCCUCGAGCCGCGCGUGCAGGACGGAGCUAAUGCCUCCUGCCGUGGCCGCGUUGUGCGCGCGGCCCGCUUGGAGGGACCAUGUUAAACAGAUGCUAGAAUGGCUGUGUCACACCCGGGACUCGAGCCCAGACCCCGGCCUGGCGCAGGCGAGCCAGCGGGCGCUCCUAGCUCUACGACACACGCCUGAGUUCCACCGCAUAUGGACCAGACUAGAGAGCUACUUCGGCCGACAUGUAAGCAGUGACGACUGAACAUAAUAGUGUAUGCGUUUCAAAGACUGUUCAUGCUUCCUUUUUAUAUAAAAUGUUAAG